AAACGUCUAGUAAGCACUAGUCAGCACAUAUUAUAUAGACACAGAUGUUAGAUCAGAUUAUAUAUAUAGACAUAGACCAAUAAUCUGUUUAUUAUUCAUAUAGCUGCGUAGCUGUCAGGCUAUAAAUAUAAAAAUAAAUAAAAAAUAUGUGGGUUUUUGGCUAUGGAUCCCUUGUGUGGAAAGUUGAUUUUAAAUAUGAGUCAAAAACUGUUGGGUAUAUCAAAGGUUACCUUCGCAGAUUUUACCAACAUAGUAUCGAUCACAGAGGUGUGCCAGAAAAGCCAGGAAGAGUGGUUACUUUGAUUCCCAGUAAAGAACCCAAUGCUGAAGUUUGGGGAGUAGCAUACAAAAUAGCUAGUCAAGACAUAGAAAGUGUAACAAAACACUUAGACUAUAGGGAGAAAAAUGGAUAUUCUAAGAAAACUGUUACAUUUUAUCCUAAAGACAUUAAAAUUGAACCAUUUGAAAUAACACUUUAUGUUGCAACUAAAGAAAAUGAAUCAUUUGCAGGUCCAGCAUCUAUUGAAGAUAUUGCUAAGCAAGUAGUGAGUUGUGCAGGUCCCAGUGGUACAAAUAAGGAAUAUGUCUAUCAAUUAGCUGAUGCAAUGAGGCAGAUAGUAGCGGGCGCUGAUGAUGAACAUCUAUUUGCUCUAGAAAGGGCUGUGAAGCAACUUGCUAGUGAUUAAGGUUCAUAAUUUAACUAGCCAAUUAAAAAAUAUAUAUAUAUAUUUGUAGUUCACUA
Messenger RNA from Pieris napi, 742 nucleotides. Its product is annotated as putative glutathione-specific gamma-glutamylcyclotransferase 2. The transcript is spliced from 3 exons. Gene Ontology annotation, cellular component: cytoplasm. Bases 147 to 686 code for a protein of 179 amino acids. Lineage: Eukaryota; Metazoa; Arthropoda; Insecta; Lepidoptera; Pieridae. Gene Ontology annotation, biological process: glutathione catabolic process. Gene Ontology annotation, molecular function: gamma-glutamylcyclotransferase activity; glutathione specific gamma-glutamylcyclotransferase activity. The record is from RefSeq and is a predicted model, not a curated record.